This is a messenger RNA of Anguilla rostrata (American eel), 3026 nucleotides long. It is a transcript of the gene selenop, whose product is annotated as selenoprotein P. Lineage: Eukaryota; Metazoa; Chordata; Actinopteri; Anguilliformes; Anguillidae. The transcript is spliced from 5 exons. Gene Ontology annotation, molecular function: selenium binding. Gene Ontology annotation, biological process: selenium compound metabolic process. The record is from RefSeq and is a predicted model, not a curated record. Gene Ontology annotation, cellular component: extracellular region.
AACUUUGCCCCAUUUCAGGCGAGCAAACAAGAGGAGUAUAAAAGGGAGGAAGCUGUCGGGGUUGGGUGUUUUUCGACUGGAGACGCGGCUGGACAGAACUUUAAGCGAGCUGAAAAAGGAGAAAUAGCGCGUGUUUAACCAGACUGUGGGCGGAGCCUGCAGACCCGGAGCCAUGAGGGGGGGGCUAGGAUUGGUCCUGGCCCUCUGCCUGCUGCCCGGGGGCGGGGCAGAGGUGGAGGAAGGGGGCGGGGGCAACCGCUGCAAGCCGGCCCCACCCUGGAGCAUCGGGGAGUCGGAGCCCAUGAAGGAGGCGCUGGGUCAGGUGACGGUGGUGGCCCUCCUACAGGCCAGCUGAUUGUUAUGUUUGGUGCAGGCAUCCAGAAUGGAUAGCCUGCGCCUGAAACUGGAGAAGCAGGGUCUGACGAACGUGACCUACAUGGUGGUCAACCACCAGGGGGAGGCGUCGCAGCGCCUGCACCCGCUGCUGAGGCGGAAGGUGUCCGAGAGCAUCGCGCUGUACCAGCAGCCCCCCGGCCAGCCCGACGUCUGGCAGGCCCUGUCUGGGGAGAAGGACGACUUCCUGAUCUACGAUCGGUGUGGUCGUCUCACCUACCACAUCGCCCUCCCCUACUCCAUGCUGUCCACACCCUACGUGGAAUUGGCCAUCAGAGACACAUACUGCAAGAAUGUGUGUGGAAGCUGUGAAUAUGAGAAUGCAGAGCAGCAGCUAGCCUGUAACCGAACGGUGGAGGAAGAGGGGACGAGCGCUCCUCCCGAAGUGGAGGCGGGUCACGGGCAUGGGCACAGUCACGGGCAUGGUCACGGUCAUGGUCACGGUCAUGGUCACGACCACAGUCACGGCCACCGACACAACCAUGGCGGUCACCAUGGUAGCGCAGAGAGGCGGGGCCACGGGGCUGGCUGUCUGCAGCAGCCCAUCCACCUCCACACCCAGUGCCACGCCCAGCAGCACGACCACUUGCAGGGACAGGUCCACGCCGCCCACGGCCUCGACCAGCAGGUGACGGGCGGCGACCUGGGCCAGGUGCUCCAGCAGGGGGCGCCGGAGCCCCGCCAGCAGCCCUGACAGGCAGGUAGCGGGAGCAGGUGAAAGGUGCAGUACAGCUGAGAGUGGCAGGGGGAGCCCGCCGGCCCCGCCCGCUCCUCCAGCUGAUGCUGACACUGACGGCAGCUGUUCGGCGGCGAGGGGCCCAACGAGGUCGCGGGACUCUGACGCUGCGAGGGGCCCCUGCCCGCCUCCUGACAGUGACAGGGGCGCUCGGGCGACGCCCAGAUCAGAGAGUCCUGACAGUGACGCUCGUCCCCCGCUGCCUGACAGCAGCCGUCCGUUUGAGCCUGACCCCAGGGGUCCCAGUCCUGAGGGUGACAGGGGCAGUAAAGCGGGCCCGUCCCGUGGCACCGACCCCCCUAGAGCUCCCCCUGCAGGCCAGUCGCCGUCCGCGCGCUAAUUGAGCUAAGACACCAUGCCCAGGUGAAUGAAAUAACGAUAGCGGUAGUACCCGCCGGUGUGACGUGCGACGCUGGGCCCUGGAAGGAAGUUUCCAUCUUUACCAACAAGUAUUAAAAGGAGAGGUUUGAGGCAACUCCAGUAUCCAAUCUGAACAGGAGGAGGCGGUAGUGUUCUAAGUAAUUCUAAGUAAUGAAAGAAGACUGGGUUUACACACAGGCAGCCUCUGAGUAUAGACCAAAUUCCACGCUGAGGCAAAUUAGUAAAAGCUAAAGUUGCAUACUUAUUUUAUGUGAACGGCAUAGCAUUACUUAUUAGGGGAACUUGAUUGGACCAAUUCAAUCUAAAUCUCUGAAACAGCUACUUGUUUAGGCCCCCUUGCGUACCAAAAUAAAAGUUUUCGUCAGUGGAUGAAUAAGAACUACAACUGGUCCCUCACUCCUGUGCUUGGAUUGGAGUUGCCUCACCUCUGAAAGGUGCAGUCCGGUCGUGUUGCUACCUUCCCCUCCUUCCCCAAAAAACUCACCUUGCUUUUAUGAGGACAGGUGCGGAAACUACGCUCUAGUGGCGCCUGUCUGAUGUUGUGCAAUUUUCGGAGUUGGGACGGAGGGAAAACAAGCAACGAGGCCGACCGAUCGAGUUAAAAAUAGCAACGAGUUAAAAAUGAGUUUAAAAAAAGACGACACGUAAAUAUUAACAUUAGGCAUAAUGAGCAAAUACCUUAAAAUUGAAACAAAAAUGCAUAUACGGUAAUGUCUGUUUCCUCCUGAGUUUGAAAAAGAAAUUGGCGCGAAUGUCCAACACUGGAGAAAAAACAAGGAGAAAUUUGGUCGUGAAAAUUCCGUUUCUGUGUGUGUAUGUGUGUGUGCGUGUGUGUGUGUUUCAGGGUUUCUGUUUUAUUUUCCAGCAUAUGAUUAACAUCCUAACAGAAGUCUUGAGUUUCCUACUAUAUUCAGCAAGGACAUAACAGCAUUAUAACAAUUAUAUAACACCGUCCAAAACAAAUCACUUAAACAAGCACUCUUAAGAUAAUAAUAAUAAUAAUAAUAAUAUGAUUUUAUACAUAUUCACAAAGUGGGUUAAUUUCAGACUGUCUACAUAUCUGUAUGUAGUACCACAAGAUAACCACUUUGAAAUGAUAUAUAACUAAUUUCAGUUAAAUUACAAAUAAAUUUGCUUGAGGGACACAAGAUGCACUUACACAGAAUGAAACGAUUUUUUGUGCACUUCUGAUGUAUGUUUGGAAACUAACAAAAAAAAAAUUUUUUUUUAACUGUUUGUGCAAUUUCAUUAAUGUAAACAUGGAUGGGUAAAGAAUGAGGUGGCCUUGUAAGAAAAGGUAUUGAAAGUGUUUCAGGGUAGUUGUGUUUUAUUGAAUGAGAACAUUUUUUUUAUACUUUAUGAAGGUCUCUGGGAAAAACUAAGCCCUGGAGAUCCCGAUGCUUUGUAUGAAAAAUGUUUGGCCGACGCAGAUGGCUACGAGAAAAGACCAAGAGCUCGAAGCCUAGUGAGUGAGAAAGACAACGAAUGUUGAAUAAAGUUUGUUCAGACUGUUCUA